AGAGAGAGAGAGAGAGAGAGAGAGAGAGAGGGGGAGAAAGACAGAGGGGGAGAGAGGGAGAGCGAGAGGGAGCGAGAGGCGAGCCCGGGCGGGCAGGGCGGCAGGUGGGCUCGGGCCGCCUCGCGGGCACAGGUGAGCCCCGGGGACCUGCACAGCACCGCCCUCGGUCCCACGUGGCCCCCCUUCGGUGCCCUCGCCAAGCUACCAGACAAUGCCACAGAUGCCAGGGGAUUGGCCCACAUGUUCUGCAUAGAAGUUGAGGGGGUCAAGAAUGAACUUUGAUCUUUCCUGAUAAUGGUGGUGGAAUGACACCUCGGGACCUGUACCGAAUGCUCAGGGAGUAGCCUAUUUACUGAGAAAAUUCUGAGGUGGCACAGCACUUCCUGUUUUGGCAUCUGUGGCGUCAGACAAGACUGAGCCAAGCACAGGUCUUUACACAUAGUUGACUCGAGCUGCCCUUGGCCAGAAGCUCAGUGCUCCUUGGAAGGAGAAGGCAUCCCAGAAAAAUGUUCCCAACUCAGCUGCAGCCAGACCAAUAGUUGGGGCUCCUGACCAGAUCCAGGGACAGUGGGAGGAGUGUCUCAAUGGAUGCAGCUUCCUGACCAGGUUGCUCUGUCUUGGUUACCUGAGAAGUAUUUCUCUUGCCUUAAUCCCCAUCCAAGGUCCAGGUACUUACUGCUCCACCGAAGUCCAUUCCUAUGCAGGCUAGAACCGAACUGGAGAACCUCAGGGAAGUGAGGGGUGAUGGAGCUGGUGGCUCUCACGCACCUCUGCUCCUGGCGGGAGAACGCCCGGCUCCCUGUCUUCUCCCCAAGCCUCCGGAGCCCAUGUACCUCCACUUAUCCAGCAAGCACAAAACGUUCCUAGAUGAGGAGCCGCUGGUAAAGCGGAGACGGUCCCAGAAGCCAGCGACGGCCUCUGACUCCUACAAGAGGGCAGAGUUGGCUGCCCUUCGCCAAGAAAUGGAGAGUGGCAGAGGUGAAUCUGACCUUGAGAGAAGCCUUCUCCCAGAGGCAGGCCAGAGUAGCAGUGAGGUUUGGGGGGCACCUGCUGGGGAGCAGGGCCCAGGCCAAGGAUCCCUGGUGAGCAUCCGAGAGGACGGGCUGCCUGGGAAGCGCCCUGAGGAGCUCGGAAGUCAGCGGUCAUCCUUGGUGGCCGACAUGGCCAAGGGUUGGCCGCCCUCAAGCCGAAGCUCUCUGGUGGCGGAGCAGAGCAGAGCACCAGCACAGGAAGCAGCCAAAGGCCCCUUCGUGGCCGUGGUUGGGAUCACCGAAGCCGUCAUGGACGGCGGAGCUCCCAUCCAGCUGAUUCCAUUCGCUCGAGAGGAGAGAGCUGAGCAUAGACGGGGGGCAGAAGACCGGAGCCAGCUCCGUGCCAUGCCCAGCAGUGAGAAGGGGGAAGCUGGGGAUAAUGGAGCUCUGAGUCAGCCCAAGGCCAAGGACCAGAAGACUGAGAGACGACUGGAAAGCAUCUUGUCAGAAAGGGAUCUGCUGCAGCAGAAGGUUCAAGAGCUAGAAGAGGAGAAGAGCCAUUGGCAGACCGAGUUUGAGAGAACCCAACAUGAACUGAUGACCCUCCGGGCCCGAGAGAGCGAGAGUUUGUACUGGAGCAAGAAGCACAUGGGCUACCGCCAGGCCGAGCUGCAGGUGCUCAAGUCCGAGCUGGAGAGAACCCUGGAGGAGAAGACAGAGCUCAAGGAGCGGCUCAAGGCCACAGAGAUGCGCGUGGAGGUUCUGCGCCAGGCUCAGGGCUCCUGUCAGAGCCUGGAGGGAGAAGAUAGGAGCACCCUGGAGAAGCUGAAAAGCCUCCGGGUGAAUGUCAGCCGCCUGCUGGCCUCCAUUCUUCCUCACCUGGAGCUGGAAGAGGUCAACUUCGAGUCUGAUCAGGUGGAUGAGAUCCUGCAAACUGUGUUAGAGACUAAUCACAUCCUGGAGUGAUCGGCGACGGCUCCCACGCCGUCGCUCGCCUUCCCUGCGGUGGCCGCCUUCUUGCCUUACGUGUACAGAAUUAGUAAUAAAUGACGGCUGGUGAUCUUG
Molecule: messenger RNA, 2036 nt
Organism: Phascolarctos cinereus (koala)
Lineage: Eukaryota; Metazoa; Chordata; Mammalia; Diprotodontia; Phascolarctidae
Gene: MORC4
Product: MORC family CW-type zinc finger 4
Source: RefSeq, a predicted model, not a curated record